Messenger RNA from Aureobasidium namibiae CBS 147.97, 1629 nucleotides. RefSeq names its product CwfJ domain-containing protein. The transcript is spliced from 2 exons. Gene Ontology annotation, molecular function: RNA lariat debranching enzyme activator activity. Bases 1 to 1629 code for a protein of 542 amino acids. NCBI's taxonomy places the organism in Eukaryota, Fungi, Ascomycota, Dothideomycetes, Dothideales, Saccotheciaceae. The record is from RefSeq and is a predicted model, not a curated record. Gene Ontology annotation, cellular component: post-mRNA release spliceosomal complex. Gene Ontology annotation, biological process: mRNA splicing, via spliceosome.
AUGGUACCAAAGAUUGCAGUAGUAGGCUCGGUCAACGGCCAGGUUUCUGCGGUUUUUGGCAAAUUAUCCGCAUUGCACGCUAAAAAUGCUUUUGCCUUUGCUAUCAUCACUGGAGACUUGUUCGCGGAUCCAGUGAAUUCCAGUGCAGAAGAGGCCAGCCAACUCAAGGACUUGCUCGAUGGGAAGAUUGAAAUCGCAUUACCAGUAUACUUUGCUCUUGGCAAACGUGAGCUACCUCUCGAAGUCCAGGACAGACUGAGCGCCAAUGCCGGCGAGCUAUGUUCGAAUCUCUACUUCCUCGGUCGGAGGACCACCGUUAAGACAUCAGAGGGCGUCAAGAUUGUCGCUCUGGGCGGCGCUCAUAUGGAUGCUGUUUCGGAUAAAGCCUUGAUCACAGAAUUCAGCCCUAGUCACACACCAGAGGAUAUCAAGGUGCUGAGAGGCGCCAACACUGCAGACAUUUUGGUUACGAGUGAGUGGCCUGCUGAGAUUCGUACUGGCUCCAAUUCAUCCUACACCGGACAAGAAGCCGUCUCGCAACAAGGUGUCGCAGACCUCUGCACUGUGCUAAAGCCUCGUUACCACUUCUCCUUCUCCGACGGCUUCCUCGAACGUGAGCCUUUCUUCCAUACCCAGGGUGAAGAUGACAGUGGCUAUCAGGUGACUCGCUUCAUCAGCCUGGCUCCCUAUGGAAACGCCGCCAAGCAGAAGUGGAUCUAUGCAUUCACCCUGGAUACUUCAGUGGCGCCUACUGCCACUGUGCCCUCUGGAGUCACAGCAUCUCCAUUGUCGUUCGCAAAGAAGCGCAAGGCUGUGGAAUCUCAAGCGCAAUCGUUCUCGAGAUUCUCUGGUGGCGACGGUGAUGGUGGUAGGCGCAAAGGUCGCAACAAGCGCGCUCGACCAAACCCAAACCCAUCGGAAUGCUUCUUCUGCCUCUCAAAUCCCAACAUUGCAUCACAUCUCAUCUCUUCGAUUGGUGACAGCGCGUAUCUGACAACAGCCAAAGGACCACUUCCGACACCCAAGACUUUCCCAGCAUUAGGCUUCCCGGGUCACAUGCUGAUCAUUCCGCUCGAGCACUCGCCUACUUUGGCUACCAUACAGGAUCAAGAUUCCAAGAAAGCCACCAUUGCAGAGAUGCAUCGCUAUCGACUCGCGUUGCAGAGUAUGCUGUCCAAGAGGUCCGAAGAUGCUGCCGAAGCAGACAAGCUUGGAGCGGUUACAUGGGAGAUUAGCCGUAUGGGUGGUAUCCACAUUCACUGGCAAUUUAUGCCAGUACCUCUAGAGAUCAUUCACAGAGGACUGGUCGAGGCAGGCUUCAAGGUGGAAGCCGAGAACCAAAGCUAUCCGGCUUUCGAGUCGUCGAGUGUCUCAACUGAUGUAGCGGCUGAGGGCGACUGUUUCAAAGCCACUAUCUGGGACGGAGCAGAAGAGAAGACCAUGGUUCUUCCUCUCGACUCAUCAUUCAGAUUCGAUUUGCAGUUCGGACGAAGAGUUCUGGCCAAGUUGCUCGGUCUGGAAGGGCGAUCGCAUUGGCAGGACUGUGACCAAAGCGAAGCGGAAGAGAACGUCGAUGUUGAGGCCUUCAAGGCUGCGUUUGCUCCGUUCGACUUCUCGCUUGAAGCAUAA